UCGGCGCCCGUGGUACAUGGACCGGAACCUCGGGCCGACGGGUAGGAACAGAGGCCGAGAUCGUCGCCUGUCCGUGUCAGGCUCCUCCUCCCCGCUCCCCACGUCCUCCUCUGCACGACUGCUUAGCCGCGCACCGCCGCUGCUGGCCUAGCCGAGCCUCUAGGGGAGGCUGGGUGGUGGGUUCGCCGCUGCCUCGGGACUGAGGCCUACUCCACUGCCUCAGUGCUAUUGUCUCUGGGCGGGCCUGGCCGCGACCUGGGCCACUGGGCAGAGCCAAGUGCGCCGGCUCUGCGGAAGAUGCCGGACCAAGCCCUACAGCAGAUGCUGGACAGAAGUUGCUGGGUGUGUUUUGCAACUGAUGAAGAUGAUCGAACAGCUGAAUGGGUGAGACCAUGCAGGUGCAGAGGAUCUACCAAGUGGGUUCAUCAGGCUUGUCUACAGCGCUGGGUGGAUGAAAAACAAAGAGGAAACAGUACAGCCAGAGUGGCAUGUCCUCAGUGCAAUGCUGAAUACUUAAUAGUUUUUCCCAAGUUGGGUCCAGUUGUUUAUGUCUUGGAUCUUGCAGAUAGACUGAUCUCGAAAGCUUGUCCAUUCGCUGCAGCAGGGAUAAUGGUUGGCUCUAUCUAUUGGACAGCUGUGACCUAUGGAGCAGUGACAGUGAUGCAGGUUGUAGGCCAUAAAGAAGGGCUGGAUGUGAUGGAAAGAGCUGAUCCUUUAUUCCUUUUAAUUGGACUUCCUACUAUUCCUGUCAUGCUGAUACUAGGCAAGAUGAUUCGCUGGGAGGACUAUGUACUUAGACUAUGGCGCAAAUAUUCAAAUAAACUGCAAAUUUUGAACAGUAUAUUUCCAGGGAUUGGUUGUCCUGUUCCUCGAAUUCCUGCUGAAGCUAACCCUUUAGCAGAUCAUGUCUCUGCUACCCGAAUUUUGUGUGGAGCCCUUGUCUUUCCUACUAUCGCCACAAUAGUUGGUAAACUGAUGUUUAGUAGUGUUAACUCUAAUUUACAAAGGACAAUCUUGGGUGGAAUUGCUUUUGUUGCCAUAAAAGGAGCAUUUAAGGUUUACUUCAAACAGCAGCAAUAUUUACGUCAGGCACACCGCAAGAUUCUAAAUUAUCCUGAGCAGGAAGAAGCAUAAAACCAUGACUUCUGGGUCUUCUGCAGCCCUCAUCCAUGAGUCUGUUGUCUGGUUUUGAAUCCACCAUUAGUGCACUAGUGGAGACUUGUGAUAAGCUGCUGCUCCUAUAUUUUUAACAAGUAUAAUAAAGCACUUAGGGCAGGGGAAAUCCUCAGUAAUCACGGAACCUAAGGAUGUGAUUUAUUGUCAUUGUUUUAUAUGUACUUCUUUUAAGGCAGUCAUCUAAACUGUUCUCUUUGCAUGGUAAACUGGGUUCAUAUUUUCUCCAGACAGAAAUGUAAAGAUCAAUCUGUACAAAUAUAAAAAUGCAUAUGCUAUUUUAUUCUGAUGUCUCUUUUGUAUAUGUUCAUGUUCAGUAUUUUCUUAGAAUAAGCAAUUCAAUGAAGAUACUAUGAGGAUUUUUCUCAUUGGAAUAAUUUGAUUAUAUACUAAAUGAACAUGUUAAUACGUGGAAAUGUAAAUUAAAUUAGUUAUGAACAAAUAAGCCAAAAAUGUAUGUAAACAUUCACAUUAUUAUCUGAAAAAUGAAAUUUUGUUGUAUUUUCCUUAACCCAUGUGAUGUUCUCCAAAGUACAUAGGAUAAAAGUUUACAGGGCUUCCAGAUUAAAUUUUCACUAUUAAAUUUAUUUAUACAGUUUUGACAUAACAUACUUUAUGAAGUAAUUUGACUCAUGUAGUCUUGAUUACAGUGUAUAACUGUCUCAUCAGGUACAUCAAUCUCAAAUGAGGUUUUUAAAUCUAUAUUUCUAGAAAUUAGAGUUGUCAGUUUAUAGUAGUUUGAGCAGAAAAUGAUUUGCAAAAAAACAAGAACAAAAAAUAUAUUUUACUUUGCCCUUUCAGUUACUCAGAUAUUUGCUGAUCACUUCCCUCCUAAUUGCCUCAGCGCUACUGAGUGCUGUAGAUACAGUGGUGAACAGGCAGGCGUGGUCCCAGUGCUGAUUUUACAAUCAGUCAAUGAGGAGCUAAUUAUGAAAAUAAGGAUGUGUUGGAUAAAUUUUGAGGUUAUUGUUUUUGGCUAAGUCUGUUUAUUAGAAAAACAAUACUGAUGAUUUUAAAUUGUAAUUGUCACAUCAAAAAAGUUAGCACCUUAAUCAUUGUUUAACUUAGUUUUUUAUUGUUCAAAAGCAUAUAUUUAUUUUAAGCCAUUUUCUGUGGAGUGGGCAUCUUAAUGUUGUUCAACAAUCCAAAUGGUGUUUUGGUUAUUUUCAUUAAUUAAAAAUUUUAUAGAUAGUUCCAAAAACCCUGUUUUUUGUUCACAGUAUCUAAUACGUAACAGUAGUAAAUGCUUCCCCGUACUGGUAAGUGCCCACUUUAUGCGUUUAGCAAAUAUAGACUGGGCGAUGUUAGAUUGCAAUAAUGUAUGUUAAUUUUAGUUAUUAAUAACUGAUAUUUUUCUGUAGUAUUAAUGUCUUAAUUUUGAGUUAUGUAGUGUUACUGUGAAUGACUGUGGAAUAUUCAGAAUUAGAAUUUCUUGGGGUGGGAGAGAUUUGAGUGAGCGAGCCUUAUUGAGAACACUGCUACUAUUCUGAAGGGAGAAUUUUAAAUCUAUGAUUAUAUAUAAAUAUAACUUAGACUCUGUAGCUGUAAUUAUAAAGUAUAUUGGCUUUGAAUUUUUCAAUAUGAAGAGAUAUAAAGUAGACAUUUCCUGCAUAGUUUUGUUAUAUAAUAGAACAGUUCUUAGUCUUUUCUAAAGUUGCAUAUUGUCCCCUAUAUACUACUUCAAUGCCUAAGAUGAGGAAUAGCUACUGGGGUUUACUGGCAUUAAGCCCCAUGGAGGGGAGGAACAACUCUAAUCCUUGGGGGAAAGGAGAAGGGGUUUCUAGGGCUACAAAGAGAUAACAAGUGCCUGGAGUCCAGUGGCCUCUAGCCCUAAAAAUGAAUACUUUUAAGAAAGACCAUGCGCCAGCUUUCUAGGAAGGUGGCCUGCCCCAUCACAAAGCAGCAAAAUAUCAGAGGCAGUUUUUAAAAGCUGCAUUCAAAUCCUAAUUCAGCUUUUAAUAACUAUGACCCAUCAUGGCUAAGUGACUUAACUGAGACUUCUCAGCCAUAAUUCUCUUCAUCUCUGAAAUGCAAAGUAAUCAUUAGAAGACUAUUUCUAGUAGGAUUACAUAAGAAAUUAAAAGAAUAGAGGCAUUUUAAGUCCCUAAAGAGUAGUAGUUGAUUCUUAGUUGCUGAAUAGUUUGUUAGUACUCUAGGGAAAGGGAAGAAAGAGGGUAAAAGAAAGCAGUAGAGGACAAAUGAAAGUGAUGAUGCUGGCUGUAGUACACAUGCCUGUAGGCAGGAAAAUUACCAUGAGUUCAAGACCAGCCUGAGCUACAUAAUGAGAUCCUGUCUCAAAAAAACCAACCAAAUAAAAAAUUGAUGUAGACUUUUUGAGAUGGAUGGAUAUAUUUUUUGUUUUCCUGGUUAUUUUCACACUGCUUUUCUGUCACUUACAGCAACUUUAAUGUUUAAACCUCUUUUAUGAAAUCCAAUGACUAGUAGAAUUUCUGUUCUUUGUAGAUGUUAACUUAUCUCCAUUUAAGUGGCUGAAAAUAAUGUCCAUCGUUACAUAAGUAUCAAAUACUGUGAAGCAUAUACAAUUAGUGACUUAAUUAGUCACUGCCUUGCUAAUUUUGCUGUAAUUUUUUUAAACGUCUUGUUUUUAAUAUAGCAAACUUAUCUCAGUACUGGCUGGAUUAGGUUGAAUAAAGAAUUUUUAUGUUC
This is a messenger RNA of Cavia porcellus (domestic guinea pig), 3840 nucleotides long. It is a transcript of the gene Marchf5, whose product is annotated as membrane associated ring-CH-type finger 5. Gene Ontology annotation, cellular component: mitochondrial outer membrane. Gene Ontology annotation, biological process: regulation of mitochondrial fission; protein polyubiquitination. Gene Ontology annotation, molecular function: ubiquitin protein ligase activity; zinc ion binding. Bases 298 to 1134 code for a protein of 278 amino acids. The transcript is spliced from 6 exons. NCBI's taxonomy places the organism in Eukaryota, Metazoa, Chordata, Mammalia, Rodentia, Caviidae. The record is from RefSeq and is a predicted model, not a curated record.